Molecule: messenger RNA, 678 nt
Organism: Cladophialophora immunda
Lineage: Eukaryota; Fungi; Ascomycota; Eurotiomycetes; Chaetothyriales; Herpotrichiellaceae
Exons: 1
Coding region: 1-678 (225 amino acids)
Molecular function (GO): oxidoreductase activity, acting on the CH-OH group of donors, NAD or NADP as acceptor
Source: RefSeq, a predicted model, not a curated record
AUGGCCCUCGCUCUGACAUUCUCGACGGGGAAAGCGCAACUGGAUGAUUUGAUUCGGGAGUUGCAGUUGCAGCACCUUCGAGGAGGAGGAGCAAGGCUGAUCUCUGCGCACCAAGCCAACCUGGAGGCUGUGGACGACAUCGACCGGCUCUUUUCGGAGAUCCGGCAGGCCCACGGCAAGCGGCCAGACGUCCUCGUCGCCAAUGCAGGAUACGCAAAAGUGAUACCCAACAUUGCCGACAUCCCGCUCGAGGAAUUCGACAGGGCCAUGGCCGUCAACUUGCGAGCGACAUUCCUCCUCGUCAAAUUGGCUCUGCCGGCGAUGGUGGAGCAAGGUUGGGGUCGGAUCGUUUUUGUCUCGAGCAUCGCCGCCGAAGGAGGCGGGAUCAACGGCUGUCACUACGCCGCGUCCAAGGCCGGCAUGAAUGGGAUGAUGAGGAAUCUCGCGACCAAGCUUGGCAGACACGGUAUCACUGUCAACAGCCUUGCUCCCGCCAUGAUCGGAGCGACCGGGCUCAUCCCAGAUGAAAGCAUAUUGAAAGGCACACCUGGCGACGUCGUGAAUAUUCCCGUGGGGAGGUUGGGCACACCGCAGGAAUGUGCCAACGUGAUCGAGAUGAUUUGUACAACUGGCUACCUGACGGGACAAAACAUUCUGCUCACUGGUGGCCUCAAAUAG